AUGAGACAUUUGAGACUCCAAAAUUGUUCAAUUCAGCCUCCAUCUGCCUUCAGAGGAUUUGAUGAGUUAGUUAGCCUUGAACUGUAUGACAUAACAUUUUCAUCCGAAUUGCUUAAUAUUUUAAUCUCUCGUUGCCCGUUGCUCGAGAAGUUGGUGCUGCAAAUCUCAAGUAUUUUAAACCACAUCCAAAUUGAUGCUCCCAAGUUGAGAUCCUUCGACUUCAGUGGCGGUAUAAAUGAUAUUUCGUUGAUGAAAGCACCUCUUCUUGAGAAACUUUCACUUUUUAAUACAGCAGUACCUUCUGGGAAGGCUGGACAACUUGAUCUUGCCAAGUAUUUUGAGUCUUUUCCUGCUCUCGAGCAUCUCAACAUAGAUUACCUUAGUGUCCAGCAUCAGGCAACGUACCAGCAAAGCCUUCCUCUCCUCUUCAUUGUCUUAAACAUCUUUGCUUUGUUGCGGAAGCCAAAUGUGUAUUAUGCGGCAUUGAUUGAUCCUGUGCGCGGUGAUGUUGUCAAUGAUAUUCCUGCAAGCUUCUCAGAUGUGACACUGAAUCACCUCAGGGUUGUUAAGCUUGAAGGUAUUACAGGCACAAAGCCUGAAAUUGAGCUUAUCCAGCUUCUAUUAGCCAAGUCUCCUAUGCUGGUGAAAAUGCUAAUCCAGCCCAACAAAGGAAAAGUAUUUGCCGAAACGAGACUAAAGGUACUUGCAGAGAUAACAAAAUUUCCAAGAGCAUCACCUAAAGCAGAAGUUCACUAUAACGUAGAUAACAAUCUUGUUUGA
This is a messenger RNA of Nicotiana tabacum (common tobacco), 780 nucleotides long. RefSeq names its product F-box/FBD/LRR-repeat protein At1g13570-like. The record is from RefSeq and is a predicted model, not a curated record. NCBI's taxonomy places the organism in Eukaryota, Viridiplantae, Streptophyta, Magnoliopsida, Solanales, Solanaceae.